ACCACCAUAUCUAUACAGGCGCUCUCCCGCAAGCUUCGUCCACCUCCCAAGUCAAGCGCGCGCCGGCCGGCUGCGGCUGCCAAGACCGAAGGCAUGGACCGCACCUACAAGGGCGGCAUCAAGGCGUACUGGAAGCGCCGGGGCUACUACCGCGUCGACGCCGGCGCCGCGCAGCGCCGGCCGCCGCUCCCCACCGCGGAGCUCGGAGGUGGCGUCGCCCAGCCGCCGAAGCCGGAGGACGGCUCCGGCCGGCGCCGGCGCCGCGGGUGGCGCGUGCGCCGCGGCCAGCUGGGGCGGCGCCUGCUCCGCGCGCUCUCGCCGCGCCGGUGGCUCGUCCGGCUCCGCGACGCGUACGUGUCGGCCAUGCUGCGGCUGGCCUCCUCCCCCGCCGUCGGGUACGGUGCCGGCGCGCCCUACUGCGCGUCGACGACCCACGGCGCCGCCUUCGCGCGGCCGCCGCAGCUCAAGGAGUACGACGAGAAGGUGCUGGUCGAGAUCUACAGGUCCAUACUCGCGCGCGGCGGGCCCCUCCCCCUCGCCGUCCCCGGCGACGGCGCCGGCGCGCCUGCCGCAGCCACUGCCACCCUACGGCUACCCACGGCUGUCUGAGCGGCAAAGAAAGAUGUAUUCUUCUUCCUUACCACGACAGCUACUGAAUAGUAUCUUUCGCGCGCCUCAAAACAUUUCUUGCCCAUAGAUUCAUUUCUUGCCCAUAGAUUACGGUUCCUGUGUUCUUCACUCACAAUUCAUAAAAGUGUUUAUGGAUUCACAUGUUUGGAAUCGAAAAUCUUGUUCA
Molecule: messenger RNA, 796 nt
Organism: Panicum hallii
Lineage: Eukaryota; Viridiplantae; Streptophyta; Magnoliopsida; Poales; Poaceae
Exons: 1
Coding region: 94-609 (171 amino acids)
Source: RefSeq, a predicted model, not a curated record